Messenger RNA from Penicillium bovifimosum, 702 nucleotides. RefSeq lists its product as uncharacterized. The transcript has 2 exons. The record is from RefSeq and is a predicted model, not a curated record. Lineage: Eukaryota; Fungi; Ascomycota; Eurotiomycetes; Eurotiales; Aspergillaceae. Bases 1 to 702 code for a protein of 233 amino acids.
AUGAUGAACUGGACAGGCGGCCAGCUGCAGCGCCAUCACACCCGCUCAGGCCUAUUGACCAAAGCUCAGAAGCAGAACUUUGCCAAAACGAGGCUCCAGAAGGGCACGGCCAUUGCUUCACCCUCCCCGUUCCGCAAUUUCCCUAGCAUCGGAUCAUUGGAGGGCUCGAGCACCCAAGACCAAGAUGUAGAGGAGGCAGAGACAAACAAAAAUCAAGCUACGGAACAGCCGGCCUUGAAUCUGACUGGGGGCCUACCCUCAAAUCGAGCCAAGGAGUUGAGCGAGGUCAAGCGCCAACUACUCAAAGACCCCGACUGGGCGGCCGUGUCUGCUACUCGUCCACUCGACAUCGCCUUCACACCAAUAGAGGAAAUAGAGCGGUUUGGAAAGCGACGGCGGCUGAAUGAGAAAGACAGAAGCCGGCUAGCAGCAACUAACAACCACGGGUCUACCUUUUUUGAGCUUCCUAAGCCACAACGGAGACUGAGAAACCCCUCUUCGGUGAUCGAUACCAUUGAAGACAUCCGGAUUGAGAUGAACGGACGGCCAGUAGCACAAUCCAAUGACAGCUCAGGGAUGGUUCUGAACAGCAUGUCUUCCCAGUCAAUGCUACUCGACCAUGAAGUAUCCUCUAUUGUCGACCAGGAUGUGGGGAAAGAGAAGUUGACAGCUACCUGGAUCAGGAAUCUGUAUCCUCGAUGA